Molecule: messenger RNA, 1439 nt
Organism: Balaenoptera ricei (Rice's whale)
Lineage: Eukaryota; Metazoa; Chordata; Mammalia; Artiodactyla; Balaenopteridae
Gene: NXT1
Product: nuclear transport factor 2 like export factor 1
Exons: 3
Coding region: 729-1259 (176 amino acids)
Biological process (GO): protein import into nucleus
Cellular component (GO): nuclear pore central transport channel
Source: RefSeq, a predicted model, not a curated record
GAGGCCGGGGACUCGCGUCUGCGCGGAGCUAGCGGGCCGCGCGCGGGAACCCGCGGAGGCGCCGACCGGACCAGGCGGGUCCCGGGAGGAAGGGGUUCGUUGGAGGCGGCUCUUCCUGCGCCGCCUCGGGCGAGCAGCGGAGGAGCGCGGAGCCUCGGCGGACCCGGCCCAAAAGUCCGUUGUGCCGCGGCCCGCGUGACCGGAGCCGCCCACGCCGGCCUGCGCCGACCCGGCUCGUUUCGCCCACGCCUACCCGGCUGACUGAGGCCCACGCUGUCCGGCGCUGACUAGGGCUGCCACCCCGCUGUCACUCCCGCGCAGACGCCCGGGCGGGCAGCUGGGUGAGCUGCGUUUGCAAGGCGGAGGCCCGAGGUGCUGGGGAAUCGAGUGGACGCCGGUUGAUGGGGAGUCCAGCGAGGGAGACAGGCCCGCAGGGGGAAAUGACAAAUUGGCUGUCCCGGAACCUUGAGCCCCAGACUGGACCCCAGAAGGGCAGGAGCCAGUGAGAGGACCGCGUCGUCCCGGCAACAAGUUCUUGUAGUGACAGAUCAGGGGUGUGACCUCCGUCCACACUUAUGCACAGCUGGGGAUGGUCCCGUUUAAAGUGAGCGAACUGAGGCCUAGUCAGACCAGGCGUCAGCAACAGUGUGCACCUAGAAUCAUCUCUCCACCAUGUGUAGUCGUUCUGCCACCAACAGAGGAGGAGGAGUAUUCAUUUGUCCGGCAGGAUGGACAAUGGCAUUCACACAGGGUCUCUUCCACCUUGCCGCCCCACAGCCCAGCUCCCCCAGGUACAGGAAGCACCUGGGUGGAGGCCUUCCUCAGCGGGGCCAGAGAUGGCGUCCGUGGACUUCAAGACCUAUGUGGACCAGGCCUGCCGCGCCGCUGAGGAGUUCGUGAACGUGUACUACACCACCAUGGACAAGAGGCGGCGGCUGCUGUCCCGCCUGUACAUGGGCACGGCCACCUUGGUGUGGAACGGCAACGCCGUUUCGGGACAAGAGUCCUUGAGUGAGUUUUUUGAGAUGCUGCCUUCUAGUGAGUUCCAAAUCAACGUGGUAGACUGCCAGCCUGUUCACGAUGAAGCCACCCCGAGCCAGACCACGGUCCUCGUGGUGAUCUGUGGGACGGUGAAGUUUGAGGGCAACAAACAGCGGGACUUCAACCAGAACUUCAUCCUGACAGCCCAGGCCUCGCCCAGCAACACAGUGUGGAAGAUUGCCAGCGACUGCUUCCGCUUCCAGGACUGGGCCUGCUAGUGGCAUGGGGAGACACCCCCAGACUGAACUCUGUGCUCCCUCGAGUCCCAGGGGCCCUUUUCGCGGCGUACACUUGUCAUAGCUGCCUUUUCAAAGUAGUAAAAUUCUCUAUUUUUCUACUUGCCCAGUAGAGACCCUGUCUCUGGAAAUUCUGAUGAAUAAAAUGAUAAUAUGAAUGUU